This is a messenger RNA of Olea europaea var. sylvestris, 390 nucleotides long. Its product is annotated as protein trichome birefringence-like 8. Gene Ontology annotation, cellular component: Golgi apparatus. The record is from RefSeq and is a predicted model, not a curated record. NCBI's taxonomy places the organism in Eukaryota, Viridiplantae, Streptophyta, Magnoliopsida, Lamiales, Oleaceae. The transcript has a single exon. Gene Ontology annotation, molecular function: O-acetyltransferase activity. The annotation marks the transcript as partial.
AUUCGAUGCAGCUGAAUUUCUACGACGGAUUCAAAAUGGACGAAUAGUUUUCGCCGGCGAUUCCAUCGGAAGAAACCAAUGGGAGUCUUUAAUAUGCAUGCUUAUGCAAGGAGUCUCAAACCAAUCUACAGUAUACGAAGAACAUGGGAAUCCAAUAACGAAACAUAAUGGGUAUCUAUCAAUUCAGUUCCAUGAAUACAACCUUACCGUCGAAUAUUACAGAGUACCUUACCUGGUGAUGACUGACCGGCUGCCACCGCAUGCGCCACCACAGGUUCGGGGAGUUGUUAGGGUUGAUACCCUGCACUGGUACUCCGAAAAAUGGAUUGGAGCAGAUGUUCUUAUAUUCAGCGCUGGACAUUGGUGGAACAAAGACAAAACUACAAAGAU